Molecule: messenger RNA, 2094 nt
Organism: Striga hermonthica
Lineage: Eukaryota; Viridiplantae; Streptophyta; Magnoliopsida; Lamiales; Orobanchaceae
Source: the annotation of a GenBank genome assembly
AUGGCGGCGCGGCCACGGCAAGGCGGGGAGGCGUAUUUGGCGUGGCAGGAUUUGACCGUUGUGCUGCCGAAUUUUGGGCAGGGCUCAGUAAAGAAAUUGCUCAAUGGGCUCAACGGGUAUGCUCAACCGGGCCGGACCAUGGCUAUCAUGGGCCCUUCGGGCUCUGGCAAAUCAACUCUUCUAGAUUCCUUAGCAGGUAGAUUAUCGACAAAUGUUGUGAUGGAUGGGAAUAUUCUUCUUAAUGGGAAGAAAAGAAGGCUGGACUAUGGUGUUGUUGCCUAUGUAACUCAAGAGGAUGUGUUAUUGGGGACCCUCACAGUCAGGGAGACUCUAACAUACUCGGCCCACCUAAGGCUCCCAGCCUCCAUGACUAAAAACGAGAUACGAGCCAUUAUAGACGGCACUAUCUCGGAGGUCGGCCUGCAGGAGUGUGCGGACCGUCGGGUUGGCAACUGGCAGGUGAGGGGCAUAAGCGGCGGUGAAAAGAAAAGGCUGAGUAUUGCGCUCGAGAUUUUAGUCCGACCCCACAUACUGUUCUUGGACGAGCCCACCACGGGCCUUGAUAGUGCAGCCUCCUUCUUUGUGGUCCAGGCCAUCAAGAAUCUGGCCCAGGAUGGGAGGACCGUCAUCUCGUCCAUUCACCAGCCAAGUAGUGAGGUUUUUGCUCUGUUUGAUGAUCUUUACUUGCUCUCGGGAGGCGAGACCGUCUAUUUUGGGGAAGCCAGGAUGGCCGUCAAGUUUUUUGCUGAAGCGGGAUUUCCAUGUCCAAGUAGGAGAAAUCCUUCAGAUCAUUUCCUGCGCUGUAUAAACUCGGACUUUGAUCUUGUCACAUCCACAUUGAAAGGUUCACAAAGACUUUGUGAAGGACAAAAAACGUCGGAUCCUUUGAUGAAUUUGACAACGUCCAACAUAAGAUCGGCGCUUAUCGAAAAAUACAAACAAUCAGAGUAUGCAAAAAUUAUGAGAAUGAAACAUGAAGAAUUCUCAAAAACCGUACGUGAAUUCGUGGAUUUCUUUUUGUUUACAAAAUCUUGUCCUAUUUUUUUUAACAAGCUUGUGAAAUUGCAGCAAGAAGUUGAGCUCGAAAUACUUAAAGGAAGUGAAGCAACUUGGUGGAAGCAGCUCUCAACAUUGACACGAAGGUCGCUCGUGAAUAUGUGUAGGGACACGGGCUAUUAUUGGACCCGCUUAGUCACUUACAUAAUUGUUUCUCUAUGUGUCGGGACUUUAUUCUAUGAUGUGGGAACAAGUUAUACAGCCAUAGUGGCAAGGGGAGCUUGUGCCGGUUUCGUAGUCGGCUUCAUGACUUUCAUGUCCAUUGGAGGAUUCCCAUCCUUCAUCGAGGAAAUGAAGGUAUUUUCUCGAGAAAGGGUUAACGGGUAUUAUGGCGUAGGGGCCUUCAUACUAUCAAACUUCAUAUCCUCUUUCCCGUUCUUGGUUGCGAUCGCGACAAUUAGCAGCGCAAUCACGUUUUUUAUGGUGUUCCAGGCGGAGUUUUCCCAUUUCGUGUUCUUCUCGCUCAAUCUGUUUGGAUGCAUAGCUAUGGUGGAGAGUGUGAUGAUGAUUGUGGCUGCUUUGGUCCCUAAUUUCUUGAUGGGGAUCAUAACCGGAGCUGGAAUUCUCGGUAUUAUGAUGCUGACAUCGGGUUUCUUCAGGUUCUUGCCCGAUCUUCCUAAGCCUGUUUGGAGAUAUCCUGUUUCAUUCAUCGGAUAUGGUUCGUGGGCACUACAGGGGGAAUACAAGAAUGCACUGCUGGGGCUGAUGUUCGACCCGAUGAUUCCCGGUGACCCUAAAGUAACAGGGGAAUCGGUGGUGACGGAUAUAUUUGGAAUACCGUUAUCUCAUUCAAAGUGGUGGGAUUUAGUGGGCCUGCAUGUCCUUAUUGUGAUUUACAGAGUAAUAUUCAUGCUCGUCCUCAAGUUGAAAGAGACUCGACUUACACUCACAUCCCUCUUCCGUUGGCUUCAUGCCAAGAGAACCGUUCGUUAUAUGAAAAGGCAUCCUUCGUCCCAACGCUUGCCGUCUUUUUCUUCCAAGACCCACAAUGCUCACCCGCUUUCGGCACAGGAGGGUCUUAACUCGCCCAUCAUCUAG